Physella acuta is the source of this 623-nucleotide messenger RNA. RefSeq lists its product as uncharacterized. The record is from RefSeq and is a predicted model, not a curated record. Lineage: Eukaryota; Metazoa; Mollusca; Gastropoda; Physidae.
GCGUGCCCUCUUGGCUCAUGUCAGAGUCACGUGACCGGUGAGUUGUAGGUCAUAUAAAAGAUUGGAGUGUGUGCCUCCGGCAGCGUUCCAUAGUGUGUCCUCGUCCUUUCGGCGCGUGCGGACUCACUUGCUCAUCCGGCCAGAUCGUACACGAUGAAGGCUGCAGCAGUGCUGAUUGUGCUAGUGCUAAUGAGUGCUGUAUCCUGCGACAUCUACGACGACUAUGGCGUGUGUCUGUUUGAUGAGAACCUGUGUAAGGACCUGCACACCAUCUGCGUGGAUAAACCACAUAUGACACUAAGAAAGAUAAGAGAAUGUGCACGGGAGCGCACCCUGUGUAUUGAAGGUCUCCCGACUGAAUGCAAGGACCUGACCCCCACGGAGUUCACCACAGUCCUGCCAGGGAGGAAUCCCUUCCUGGGGUUUCAAGACGAGCACUACUCCCCAGAGCAUGACGAAAGCGAAGAGUAGUUUCCAGAACCUCGACUUAGCUUAGCAGAAGAUAAUCUUACAAUUAGAAAAAAAAAAUGGCUGCAGAAGGGAACUAACUCUUCCAGUAGCUUACUGCGGUUUUGGUCUCAAAUGUGUUGUUGUUAAAUGGGAAAUAUAUUAUAGUUCAUGCU